AUGUCUGCCAACUUUUCUUGUCUUGUCCGUUUCAAGGACCCCGGUGGUCAAAUUCACUAUGGCGAUGUUGCAAACACCAUAGAUCUCGUGGGGCAGACUGCCACCAUUCUGGAAGGGGACGACCCAUGGAAUCUCAAACCUGGAUCCCAAAAAGCACAGAUCGCAGAGGUUCUCUGCCCUCUGGAAAGUGUCCCGCUCAUCUAUGGAAUCGGACUCAAUUACAAGAAACACAUAGAAGAGUCUUCGUUUCCUUCCGACAUACUGAAAACGAGUACAUAA
Cladophialophora psammophila CBS 110553 is the source of this 279-nucleotide messenger RNA. RefSeq lists its product as uncharacterized. Lineage: Eukaryota; Fungi; Ascomycota; Eurotiomycetes; Chaetothyriales; Herpotrichiellaceae. The record is from RefSeq and is a predicted model, not a curated record. Bases 1 to 279 code for a protein of 92 amino acids. The transcript has a single exon.